Messenger RNA from Letharia lupina, 732 nucleotides. RefSeq lists its product as uncharacterized. The record is from RefSeq and is a predicted model, not a curated record. The transcript is spliced from 3 exons. Bases 1 to 732 code for a protein of 243 amino acids. NCBI's taxonomy places the organism in Eukaryota, Fungi, Ascomycota, Lecanoromycetes, Lecanorales, Parmeliaceae.
AUGCCCCUAGCUUUCAGAACAGCUCUAGCAAGUAUCCACCUCGUGAUACAAAGCCUAAACCUCCUCAUCUCUACGACCGCAACUCCGAUUGCGAACACCACAACCCCUAUCCUCACCCUCCCCAGCAAUAACAUCGGCACCCUAUGCACCGAAGCGCGCACCUGGGUCGCAAACGGGUUCUACCGUAGAGACUGCCUCGCCAUCACCGACUACAUCUACAACAACGAACGAGCGGUUCGAAUUCACGUCCCUGAGCGCUACGACCACGAGGACGCCGAUUUGCCCAAGAUAAUGACGCCGAGGAAAUACGAGUAUGGGACCUGCGUGGUCACGAUAGCCAUGAUGGAUCGAUUCCAACCCAGGGAACUGCCCGGGUCGGAUUUCAGGGAAAGGUAUGAGGAGACGGAUGUGGCGACGUUUGAUGCGAUGUGGCAUGCGGCGAUGAAGGUUGAUUUUGAGUGUGUGCGGCAUGGGAAGGCGGGAUGGGUUGCUGCGGAGGGCAUGAAACCUGUGGUGUCGUUUUUCUUUUUGAAUACCGAAGAACUCGACACUGACCUUGAAAUGCUGCUAGGGGACCAAGGAAGCAUUGGAGUUCUCAUUAUGACGAGUGGCUCGGCGGAGGACAGGACUAUCCCGGACGGCCCGCCCACUGUUGCAGGAGCGACUUCAGCGCCUUCGGGCUUCAUUACUUUGCCUAAUAUUACAGGGUUGAUUGAGACUAGCGGUAAGUAG